Molecule: messenger RNA, 18878 nt
Organism: Spirometra erinaceieuropaei
Lineage: Eukaryota; Metazoa; Platyhelminthes; Cestoda; Diphyllobothriidea; Diphyllobothriidae
Source: the annotation of a GenBank genome assembly
AUGGAUGAUACCUUCGCCGUCAUCAAACGGUAUCAGGCGCUCGCAUUCAAAGAAGGUACCAACGCCGUCUUCUCGGACAUUCAAUCUACCAUGGAAAAGGAGGUAAACAACCAGCUGGCCUUCCUGGAUGUUUACGUUUGCUACAAAGAUUGUGGUGGCCAAAAAUAGAGUUUUCAGGAAAGCUACAAAUAUGACGCAAGUACUGAACUACAACAGUAACCACCUGAUCAGCCACAAAGGAAGUUGGGCAAGGGCGCUGUAACGGCACGUUGAAAGUCAUUGCAGUGAAACGGCAGACAAGGUUGCUCAAUUACAAUAUUUUCGACUACUACUGAGAGCUACUGGCUACCCGCGCAACUUUGUCAACCAGUGCAUAUGCAAACGGCACAAGAGACCAAAUCCGACCCAAAAUUUUGGUGAGCUCUUCCAUGCGUAAAGAACGUCCCGCAGUCAGUUGCCUUCUCAACCCACUUGGUUGCACACAAACCGGAUGAAGCCAAAAAGCGCCAGGUCAUGAGGCCGAAAGACCCACUGCCACAGCAGGAAACGUCCAGAGUUGUUUACCGGAUCUGGUGCGGUUGAGGACAGAGUACGUCGCAGAAACUGGGAGAUUACUCCGGAUGCGGAUGGCCGGACAUCUAAGCAGCAGUGAGGAGGAAGGACGAUAGCUCUCGGGUGGUGGCUCAUGCGACGGGACCUGGCCAUAUUUUUAAGUCUCAAAGGGCCGAAAUCCUCUAAAGGGGUGACAACCUCGUGAGCAGUGACUUGCUCAAGCCAUGGUUCUCAGGCCUGCAAUCCAUCAAUAAGCGCAAUGACCUUUAGUUACCAUAUUCGGUGCUGAGACUUUCCUAGGCAGGGGAAUCGGUCACAUGAGGACGGCUCGGGCAAGCAACAAUUUCAGUAACACCGAGCCAAAUUGCAGAGUUGUCAUCACGCCAACAUCCGAUACGGACGAUGAAAUCGCGGCCAUUAACGACUCGUACGGGGACUGACGAGCUAUCAUAGGUGGUCGCGAGAGCUGUUAGUUAUAGGAUGCAUGCGUGCGGUCCCAGGGUAGCUACGUCCUAUAAAUACUGCACUUUUUGUGCCUUCUGCGACUGUCUCCGAUGGUGUGCUAGAGUGAGAAUCUGAAACAUCAGACCAAUAAACCUCUUGUUCCAGUGUUUGCAUCUUUUUCUUCUAAACUGCUUCCUGGAACUUCCCAGUUCGCUUCUAUCGGCAGUUAAUCUUAUGAUUCGGAUGAACUACAGAUGCAGCCUCCCUUUCCAACAUAAAUGUAUAUUUAGGAUCCCCAACUAUAUUGGAAGAGCCGUCACAUAUAUUUAGACUCUCCGACAAGGUAGACUGAAGUACGGAAUUUGGCUACAAGAGUAUAGUAUGCGUCCACUGUGGUAAUUGUAGCAUGUAAAUGAGGCUUGGUGGUUCGAAAAUGUUUCGCAAUGCAGCACGACAUUUAACUAUGGUUGCUCAAUUCAGAUUACUUGAUAUAGGCGUUUUUUACGCAGUGAUUCUUGAAUUCCUCAAACGCAUAUGCUGCAGAGAGCGUUUGGAAUAUCAGUCCGGAGGUUGUUAGUUGGUCAAAAAGUUUGCUCACCUUGCCACGAAGUUCGCAUAUUCUCUCCCCUUCCUACCUUUUCUUAUCAUCUACAUCCCCUAUUCCUCUGGGCAGCCGAUACACGGCUUAUAUUAGUUAAUUUAGCUCUACCGGAGCCAGUGACUCAGAUACAUCUUAGAUAAGAAUAACUUCCCGUUAACGUUGAGAAUCCAAGACUCGCAGAGCCUGAAGCGGACUAUAAAGUCCGCAGGAAUCGAUGCGUUCGGGCCUACAACAACGGGUCGUAUACCUAGUUUACAAACUGUCAUUCUUUGUCCAAAAAAGGGAGUCAGCGCUGUCUAAUGGAACGUGCACAUCGUCAGUUACCAUGACAUAUAAUACCCAACAAUAUCCGCUCUCACUUCCUGCGGCAUUGGCAGUCAGCUUGCCUGACUUUGGCACGAAAGUGAUCAGAUUGCCAGGAUCCGACGUCGUCUGCCAUCGCCAUUGCGUUGCAAUCGUGCCCUACCUGAAGACGAAUAAAGAGGACAAACUUGUACCUUCCGCGUAGCCAUAUAACUAUAACAGACACAAUUGCCAACCUAAAUGUGGCUACUGACUGGGUCUUCACCUUAAACGCAGAGGGCGAUGAGGAGAACGAGUCUUACAACAAACUUUAUGGGGGCCUUUCUUGGUCCCUUCCAGAAACAUCAGAAUUUUCGCGGAGACUUUGAAUGAGAGUCCCGACAGGGCCGACCCGACAACCAGCAAUGUUCUUCACAUCGAUAGUCAUGCGAUAGUCGUGCGACAAUGACGACCGAUUAUCGCUUUGAAGGGUUUGGAAAAUACCAGGUUUCAAGUGCCGGCGAAUAGCUUGUUGGGUUGAUGUCCAAAUAACAAGUGGACUGCAGCGCAUACUGACUGCGGAGAAGACGCAAAUUCUGAAGCGAUGGGCCGAACACUUCCGAGGCAUCCUCAAUCGUCCCCCGACAUCUCCGACGUUGCCAUCGCCCGUCUGCCUCAGGUGGAGACCAGCGCCGACCUCGACCUCGCGUCCUUUCCACACGAAACCAUCAGGGCUGUGCGUCAGCCCUCCAGCGGGAAAGCGCCCAGAUCGGACGCGAUCCCUACUGGGACCUACAAGCACGGUGGCCCCCUGCAGAUCAACUCGGCCAACUGGGAAGACCUCGUCCGGAACCGAUCGACCUGGCACAGAGCAGUGAAGACCAGCGCAGGGAUCUAUGAUGCCAGCCGCAUCAUCCCCGCCAAAGCCAAACAUGAAGCUUAUAAAUCUCAACUGUUUCCGCCUCGCAACGCCGACAAAUAACCAUCCUGACCCGCCCACCAUGCCAGCAGACGCAUUGGACACCAACUGGUCUCAUUGGACAUCUUCGAACCAACUGCAGCACGCGGACGUCACCACCCGAUGUUCCCCCGUCCACCUCUGCCUCGCCCCCCACGCCGACAAUUAACAUUGACUGCACCCCUGAAACCCCACUGCCAUCCUCCUCCGUCGCCUCAACAUUCGCUGCGACGGCUCCUGCACCCCCACAGCCACUGCACUUCCUCCUAACACACCGACAAGCAUCAACCUCACCACCUCCAACACCAUUGAUGUGGAGUCGGUCCCUACUUGUCCUCACUGCGAUCGCACCGUCAUCUCACACAUCGGCCUAGUCGGUCACUUGCGAAUGCAUCGUACGGAGACUGGCGAACCAGUGCCUGGAGCACCAACGUACACCCGACACAGCCGACUCAAUUGCCCUCAUUGCACCCGCACAUUCACUCACCGCAUGGGUCUUCCAGGGCACACGCAUGUCUACGAAAACCUACGAUGGAAAACGGCCGACUACACCACAUCCUCCCCCACCUAAAACAGCAUCCACCACAACCAUCCAACUGCCACCUCCCACACAGGUGGGGAGUGUGCGUCCCGGUUCCAUCUUCUUGCGGCUUCUCUGCUGCAUGCGUGAUUCCAGUUUGAGACAAUCACGGUGCGUCAAGCGCCGCGGCUCGGAAGGCUGCUGACUGACGCCUCAAAUCAGCCCACGCAUCUGCCCAGUUAUGUAUUUGUAUGGGUUUGCGGACUGGUAGGCCGAGAGCCGGGUUGAAAUGGUUCCUUCUUAACGUGGCCUAUGGCACGCUCACGCAUGUGAGAUGUAUGCCGCCCAACCCCCGUUGUCUGAAAUCAUGACGCUUGUGUUUGGGGGGUCAGGUCGUGCAUGUGGCGUGCGCAGACAAGGUGGCUAGAUAUGUCAGCCAACGCGCCCAUCCCCCGCGCCUAUCAAAUGAUCAGUUGGACAGUGACUGGAGCCUGGGAAUGGGAAGAAAGAGUGUUCGACGACUCAACGCAUUUUUCUCAUUAUAGACCAUCUGAUGCGCUUGAAGUUGCCAGGGGACACUAGAAGCUGUGGCUUAAAAGGUUGUCAACUGACGGGAUUACUCGGACCUCGCAGUCGGUCCAGUGUUGAGUGUUUGUGGAGCAGCUAACUGGUGGUCUAAGAACCAGGUUGCAAUGCUCCUUCUUAAUGUUGUCUUUAUGGCACUCCCACUUCUUGGGAUCCGAGCCAGGUCUGACGGCACGUCUAGGUGCGGCUUCGGCCGCGCCAGCCCCCCUUGUAAUUGUUGGUUCAAAUCCCGGUCAUUUGCUGUGUGGACCAGGGGGUACGGAGUGGGGCGCCAAGAUGUGGGCUCGACCGUGCCAUCCACCUGUGCCCUCCCACGCCCCCCGGUCUUCUCGACUCUGUCUUGACACCAGGUCCUGGUGGGGGAAAAUGAGAGAGUGCCGUAGAUGCUGCGCAAGCUUGCACUCACUAUAGACUAAACGAUGCGGAAGUCGCCGUGUCUGCUUCACCUUGCUGAGGAGCACACGGUGGACAUCGUCGGACGUGAUGGUCGAACUGUUAGUUAAGCCUAUGCACAGACUCAGCCAAAUCCGAUAAACGUGGGUCAUGAACUCACGUGACCCCUGUUUAGGUUCAAUGCACCUGUAACGCAGCCGAUUUGGAGGGGGGUGGACUGACAAACUGAAAUUGAAUGUCCAAAAAACCAAAUGCUGUUCGGCGGCUAUGUACCUGAAACAGUGUGACGCCUCUUUCCGGAUAUUAACAUGAUGGAUAUAGUCUGUUAUUUCGUUUAUCUCGGCCCCUCAAUGCUCCCCGCGGACAAGUGUUAGGAGAUAGGUUUUCACGUAGGACUCACACGCAGCUUGUUCUGCGACCUUGAAGUGCCUGUAGUCUUGCUUUAAUAUUCAGCUGCGUUGUUCACCUGUGGAAGUUCGAGAUGUUUGAUAAAUCUUACCUCCCGCUGCAGGUCACGGAACACCUCUUGAAUGUCAAAUGCCACCUCUGUUUGGAUUCACUGACUGCUGACAGUGCAAUCGGCCGUAGCUGACUCAGAUGGUUUGAUUACGCCCUUACGCGACCUGCGAUGCCGUCUGUCCUGACCCCCUGUCCAACGUAGUUUCAAUGCCCCAUAGUUCACUAAAAGAUUAGUAGAGGUGCUUAAGUCAGAUUUGGGAGAUUGCUAGACCUGGCGGUUUUCGGUGUUCGUGAAUGAAACUCCUAUUGGGCAACAAUUGGUUGGGGUCUAACCAAAGAUUGCUAGAGAAGAGCCCCGCUGUUUCGCGACGAAAGCACACUAAUCUAGCCUCGCUGUCGACCGAAGCAAAUACCAGGAGUAAGUUGACAGGCGAAAUCACUAUGACCCGGUGGGGUUUGAGUAGUCUUGUUAAGUGCAGCCUCCGCUUCUGUACUUUAAGUUUAAAACACUUGAUGUUUGCGUCUUUUUAGGAGAAGAUGCAGAACAUCGCACAGCACUGUUUCCUUAUGGUAAAGGACAAAAUUGCGUCAAGGGUUGGACUCUUCGAAAUAUAUGGGAUGGACUUCAUGGUUGACUCGCACAUGAAUGUGAGAGGUUUGACUGUCUAUCCCUCGCUUUUGUGCCGUUAUAUUUAAAGGGUGGGCAGGUUGACUGUACAAAGUUAACAAAUAUCUCAACUGCACUUAUUUUCUUUAGAUUAUAUUUCCGUUUGCGACAAAACAGUUAAGAUCAGACAUAACAUGAGACGAAACUAUACGCCUCCAGCAUUUUACUUCAUUUUUACAUAGACAAAAAAUAGUCCUAAAAUUGUUUGACGUCCAUGGUCGGAUAUAGUGGAGCAAACGCACCCUUAGCGGCUGUUGGUAGUUUUAAACUAACCCAAGAAAAUAUGUAACAAGCAGAAAUUGCCUUCAAAAUGUUAGUGUCGUAAGUAUAUUUAAAGGACUGCACAUCUUCCGGGGUAUCUGUCAGUGUUCUCUUCGUAUAUCAGGAGCGAGGGAAGGCGUGGCUCUCUCAAAAAAGCACUGACACGAAAGUGUGCAAUUCUGUAGAAAGCUGAGGGACAGGUCGAACUUUCGCUAUCACGCCGAAUUCUCGCUGAAAUAUAAUGAUAGUGAUAGUGUCGUUGUUGGUGAUAGUGGUGGUGGUGCUGUUGCUGCUGCUGCUGUUGCCGCUGUUGAUGGUAAUUAUGAUGAUUAUAGUAAUGGUAGUUGUGAUAAUGUUGACGAUAGUGAUGACAAUAUCGGCGAUGGUGGCGGUGGUGACAGUGGCGACGACGACAUUGCUACUCCUCCUCCUCCUGCUGCUGCUGCCGCUGCUGCUGCUUAUGAUGAUGAUGAUGAUGAUGACGACGACGACGACGACGACGACGACGACGAUGAUGAUGAUGAUGAUGAUGAUGAUGAUGAUGAUGAUGAUGAUGAUGAUGAUGAUGAUGAUGAUGAUGAUGAUGAUGAUGAUGAUGAUGAUGAUGAUGAUGAUGAUGAUGAUGAUGAUGAUGAUGAUGAUGAUGAUGAUGAUGAUGAUGAUGAUGGCGAGGAUAAUUACGAGGCGGAGUAUUGUGUAGCUGGGGUCUACUAUUUACAACGAUGCUGAUAAUUAUGGUAAUAGGAAUCUGAAUGCCCACGCGGGGCAGAUUUAGUUGUUUGGCAUACGUACGGGUCAAAAUCCAUGUUAAGGCUUGCCCAAGCGACAACAUAGUGACGAGUAUUUCGCUCCACUCGGUAAUCAGGUCAGCUUUAGGUGAUUCAGCAACGUAAACCGGUGAACUUUCACCCCGCAGCGCUGGUGGCAGAUUCACCCCGAAGCGCCGGACUGCAUUUCUGGCCAGCGAAAUUAAGCUUGCACACUGGAAAAUCUCCUCCUUGAGUCUUUAAGAUCUUUGCUGUCGUUUUUUAGGUCUUUCUAAUCGAAAUAAACACGAACCCAGCGAUGUCCACAAAUUGCGAGGUGCUGAGGCAGGUGAUACCGCCCGUGGUCUCGGACUUCAUUGGUACGUCAAGUUGCCAGUCACUUGAUUAAGCUGUUUUCCACCUACCGAGUUUUUGUCGGCCGAGCUUGAGAUGACACUUCUGGUGUUCAUUGUGUUUGGGAAUGUCGGCGGAGGAGGUAGGGGCAAUGACAAUUACAUUAUUUCGGACAAAAUAUGCACCGUCAGAUAUUUUCGCUACUGGUGUCGUUGUCAGAAUCCAUGUUUUGACAGUCCGUGUCCUUUCCGUGCCUUGAUCACUUCACGAUUGAGGCUCGAAAGGCUGCCCGUUGACGUAAUAACUCGGUUCUCCAGGCUGGGGACGGGCUACAAUAGUACCUUUUUAAUGUGACGAUAUGGCAACUGGCACCGAUAUGAAGUCUGAGGAAGUCAGGUUCGUUUUCUUGGAACCGAGAAACCAAUACGUGUGGCAGACGCACAGGUGGAAUACGUCUGUGCUCAUUUAUACUUGUUCUAUUUUUUGAUAAGUGAAACCCAAACAGGUUAUGAAGAGCUAACGAAGUAGAUUCUGUGCAAGCCUAUCCCGCCAUAAUCCAACCUAGGUCUAAGUUACAGUUGGCCUCGUCAGCAUUUUUAACUCCUGUGGUGUGAUGCACGAGACUUAACAUGUAACGCAUGCGAAUAAUGUGGCUUGCACGCCCAUCGGGCAUAAAAAAUAAAUGUUAGUGGGUGCAAAAUCGCCAUCUUUGAUAGUUUUCAAUUUCGCGCGGUUUUAUAAAAUAACGCUAGCGCUGUCGAAGAUAACUGACUUUGUGACAGUCGGACAAACCGCCUUUCCGUUUUGCCGUAUCAGUAAAUAGUGUCAACCUAAAUAUUUUUGCAGGCAAUAGUAACUGCCUCUGCAGCAGCAAUAUGGACUCUUUCCCAACCUGUCCCCGCUGUGAUCGUACUUUUACGUCACGCUUCUGUUUGGUCGGUCACUUGCCAAUCCAUCGCGCGGACGCCCCGACAUACACUCGCCGCAUGCUCCUCCUCUAUCCGCACUGCCCGCGCACAUUUACUUAUUGCAGGGGCUUGUUCGGCCACAUAUGCAUCUACGACAGCGGAAUUCACCGCAAUAUCGACACACCAAGCACACCCUCCACCUCCGACAACUUUUUCAUCUCCAUCUUAAUCAAGUCCCUAUCGACUGGCGCGACCAUCAUUAGCAGCAUCGCCAACAUCGACUCAGUAGCUCCCAAUCUAACCUGCCGAUCUUGCCGCCGCAUAUGCACAUCACGUCUCAGUCUAGUCGGUCACUUGCGAAUCCAUCACAUAGAAACCGGCGAACCAACGCCUGAAUAACCAACAUACACCCACAUUGCUCACUCACAUUCAGUCACCGCAUGGGCCUAAUCGGUCUCUUGUGCAUCCUUAAAAACUUGCGGUAGAAUACCGCCAGUCAAAACCCGUCACUGCAUAUCUCCUCACCAGCACGCACACCACACCCAAACCCGUCCCUCAUCCACCACAAGCAUCGAAUCGGCGGUUUCCAUACAAGUGGUAAUCGUGCUCUUUGGCUUCUCCUCCGUGUAGUCUCCUGCCACUCUAACACCCGUGAGAUCCGACGAGUCCACCCUGUUGUGCGAAAUCCCGAUGUGCUGUGUGGGAGCCAGGUCGUGCGUGUGGACGGCGCAGUCGGACUCUCUAGCUCUGUUAGCCAUUGUGCCCUGUCCCCGCAUCAGACAACUGACUGGCUCGGUAAGUUGGCUGGUGCCUGGAAGAGGGAAGAGAGUAGGAGGAGGUCGAUGCCCGGAGUAUAUUCCUCACUGUAAAAAAUUAGACACGCUUGGUGUGUUAAAAAGUGUGAUCUAGAUGGCUGCCAACUGACCGUAAAACUCGGUUCUCUUCUCAGGGCGGAGAGUCAGGCGGCAAUGGCUCCUUCUUAAUCUAGUCUUUACGGCACUCCCACUCAGUUGGGAUCCUAGUGGCCCUUCCCCUUUCUUGUUAUGUGAAAUCCCGAUUCUUUGGGCCUAGACCAGUGGAUAUGAUGGCCCACCUAGGUAUGCGUUCACACCGCGCCAACCACCUACUCCCGAUCCCGCCUCCGGUCUUCUUGGCACCGUCUUGACACCGAGUCCAGCAGAGUGAGGACGGGAGAGUGUGUUGGGUCAGCGCGUGUUUAUUAUCACUAUAUACUAAUUCACACGCGCCUUUCUGUCCCCGCGUCUACCCUGCUGUGGGAUACACGGCAACCAUCGUUGGAAACGACAAACGGACUAUCAUAGUCAGGUUUUACUCAGAUAUUAUUGAGAUCGUACUCCUAUUAAACUCAAAUGCAGGCCACGAUGACUCAUUUUUAAUUUGAAUAACUAGACUUUCAUACCCAGCCUCGUCACUUGUCCAGUCAAUGAACCUGAAGCCUUCAUAGGAAUCAGCUUAAGAAGGCCUUUUAGCGCUAUGGAGGCGCAGACCUCAAAUGAGAGAGUAGAUUCCUCGACUUGAGGGGAAUUGUCUCCAACAAGGCCGCAUAUUACGACGAAUUCGAGAAAAUCGUUAUUAUCAAAGAUGGGCAGGGAUUGUGACGCUACAAAAUACAUACGCCAUUCUCAAUUAGGAACCCAGGGACUGUCUACCAAUGUAUGCCUUCGAAGACAACGUUUUCUGAAAUUCACAGGCCUGUUGGGCAACCUAAAUAGCAAACAGGUUUCUCUAUAUGUCCAACAUUAGACGAGAUUGGAGAGGGGAAAAAAUACGAAGAUGUGAUCACUGGGACGGUAGGUUUAUUAGUUUGAGCCUUCGAACUCGUGCAGCAGUCCACCAUCAGAGACUGUGGCCUUUCCUUCUUCAUAUUGUUAUUUAUAGCACCAGUGGGCGAGCGGUCUUUUGCGUCGGAUCGACAUUUUUGUGUGAAGUAGAAACCGGGCGAGGUGCACCAUUUAGGCAUAUACAUGAACCAGAAAGUGAAAAGCCCCCUUAGCAUGGUCAGAUUAGAAAAAUACGGUUUUGUAACAGAAUAAACAGCGUCCGAUCAUCGACUGACACGGCCCUUUGAUCUGAAGCUUUCUAACUCUAAUCCUUCAAACAAAUGACGAGUAUUCCCUGCGCUUUUCAGCUUCUAUGCUUUACUCUUAUAACCCACUCUAUGGACCCUCUAACCCUCGAAUAGAACAACGAAAAACUUUGCUUCUGCAAUUUCCCUGAUUAUUCGCAUAUUAUUUGAUAUGUCAGCGGAUAAAAGGUUGGUAAGUCAGACCUCUGGAGGCGGUGUCCUACUCCUGACUGACUGAAAAAUGGUUCAUCUUUAUCAAUUAGCUGUCAGAUUGUCCUUUAUUUACGAAUUGUAUUGGGUGAAUGGGCGACUUCGCGGAACUCAUCAGUAAUUGUACUUCUUACUUUACAUUGUAGAUAUCAGUGUCGAGUGUUUUGAAAAAGCGAGAAGAUGGAAACCUCUUCUCCCACUACAGGGAAUCACACCACUUCUGUGCGGCUACACUGAGUCCCAGACCAGUCAGCGCAGUUGGGUUGUCUCAUUAAAUCCCCUACUUAGUGAUGAGGUCAUUGUAAACUAUGGUUUGCCACCUUCCUUCACCGUACUAUACUACGAAACACUGGACAUGGCGAAGAGUAGGAAGGCCGCCAGCAACGAGGUACCUCUGCGUUUGUGGACUUCCCCUCAUUAUCCACGACUGGAUAAUGGAGAGAAUGUGAAGCACAAGGGAGAGAGUGAGAAGGUUAACGUUGUCAACCUUGCCUCUGCACCGUCGAAUAACCCGGCGAAGUUGCUGCCCGCCAAAUUCCCCGGUCAAAUGGCUUCAGUCAAGCCAGUCAAGAGUCCAUCGCCAUCAUCCCAACCACCCAAACCCAAGGUACUUACUCAUGGUCCUUCAAAAGACUACCCGGGCCGUGUGCGCUUGGAGACGAAAGUACCACACAGCAGGUCGUCGCCUCUAGCGGCUCCCCGAACUCUUCUUAAUGACAUUGUACCCAAGAGCACUAAUGUCAACUGUUCCCUUCUCAUGUCAACACUACUCGACCAACUAGGACCUACCUACACUCCUAAAAUAUUCCCACCCGCAUCGCCAUGCGCCUUCCUGGUUGGGGAGGAAAAUGAGGAGGAUGGAAACCGAGCUCGUCAGAACUUGAUGAAUAAUUCGACAUCCGCGGAGAGGAGCAACGAUCGGCGCGACGGGGUGUCAAACAACGUAAGUCUUAGAUGUCGCAAUCUGGCCAAUCGGAUUCUCGCGCCUAUCACCAAAAUUGAAGUAAUCACAACGAAAAUUCCUGGACAGCCCCCAAGACAAACCUCCCAGAUGGAUGGGCGCAUGACCUCCUCGAGUCCGCUCUUUCAGAGACGGUGGGCAGAUAGAUUCAGUCAAGCGGUUUAAUUUCUGUCAACAAACAAUAUGUUCCAUUAUUUCAAAAGUGAGUACUAAUUCCUGAGUUACUGCUGUGUGCCUUUGUUUUAAAUUCCUGUUAUAAAACGUCAGCGUGGCCUUAACUUAACAGCUUGGGCACCUGUGAUAUGAUCAAACUCUAAGUUUGUAUAAGGCGUUUUAUUGUUUUAAAUCCAAAUCUGGAUUUAGCAGAAAAAAAUGCGCAGUAAAUGGUGCAACAGUUCUUUGUGAAUUAUGUUUAUAAAUGAUUUUGAUGACCACACCACGCGUUCAAGUACUUGGACGUGAACGAGUUUGAUCGGUGAUAAUUUAAGACAAAUUGUAAGCGACAUCUUAAUACCCCCCCUAUUUUUGACGGCCGUAAAAUCAAGCUCCUUGCACUCACUGUCUGCUUUUCAAAUAUUUGAGCAAACUAGGCACAUCAACUCCCGAGCUUAAUGCUGCAACUGACGAAUGUUGUUUUUUUCCAUUGGUAGAGGGAAAACACUAUUCAGUGUCCACUUUACUCGGACUUCUGUGUACCUGUUUCAACACUACUACUUCUGUCGACCUUUCAAACGCAAAGUCCAGAUUUCCGUUUUGUCGAGUAAAAUUUAUUUGCACAAAAUGUUCAUUUUUCCUUUUCUGUACUCAUUUGCUGUGGCUGUAUAUACGCGAUGUUUCAUAAAAACCUAAUAGGUGAGCCGGCCAUUAGGUUGUGCUGUUAACUGCAAGCGCGCAUAUCAUUUGCAUAACCAACUAACUAAUAGGCUGCAGCGGACCUGGACAAUUAUCCGCGACACCAUGGGUCAGAUGGAGCGUCUUACCUGAGGGCCAAACGCCCGGUGCUGGAUUCCUUCACCAGAACCUUUCGCAUCAGUCGACCACUGAUUGAAUGCUUGUGACACCGGGCAAUAAAUUUUUAAAUUCUAGGAUCUGUGGGACGCAGAAUAUGUGGCUACUACUGCCCCUUACCUCGGCAAAUAAAUGCUCUUUUUCUUUCGGUUGCAUCACAUUGCGUUUUAGAGAUAGAGUAUUGGUGUGUCCACGGCUAGAUUGUCGUGGAACGGCCUCCGGAGAUAACUAUCCGUAAAACAGACAGGUUAUAGGGUGCGACGGAUAGGCAGUCAUGGACCAGCAGCGACAGUACUACCAGGAUGCGAAGGACCGAAGUCUAGUUUGCUGACUGCCUCAUAAACUAAGCUAGAGCCCGUUGACGGCAUUACGAUACGGCGAUCAUGAAUCGUAGCUAAAUAAGUUUGCAUGUCAUUGUCGUCCUUUGGUUAAGUUUUUGAGCUUCUGGGAACCGACGUAGGCUCGAAAUGCUCGGAAAUUGCGCGAACAUGUUCAAUUUUAGUCGCACGAUUCAUGUUACGUCGUCCGAGAUAAUCGACAUGAUCUACGGCUCUGGCUCAGUGGUGCGUUCAAAUCGUAAACGAGCUGAAGUAAUGACUCACGAGCUGACCCGUAGUUUUGAGCGCUAAAAUUUGCAAAAGCCCCUUGGCCUCGGUACUCGAAAUCUGACUGUGCGCAGUAUGUAGAUGCUUGCUGUUUAUCUGAAUUUUGCACUCCUGACCCUGGCGCUAAGGUAAUCAAAGUCCUGAUGGUUCAAUCCUGCUCAAAUUGGCACUAUACUACGGCAUUCUGUGCAUCUUUGAUGAACACGAUGAUACGAUGACAGCUCUAGGGACAGGCAAAGCACGCAUCGCCUACGUGAGGACCAGUAGACGGCCGGCUAACUCACACGGAACUCUGUCGACACAUACUGUUUCCGGCUGCCCCCCACAACCAGCUACCGAUCGUUGAGGUAAAGAAAGCCUCUGCUCGCACCUCCAAGAACUGAUUGAAAGACUUUUGCCACAAUCUGUUUAUUGUUGCCGAUGCCUGAAAUGGUCGGACAGGGACAGGCGACUACUCACACAAUCACCUUAUAGGCGGUUCUUAGCUUGGUUCUCGGCGCCACAACGCCGGAAGGGAAGUUCGGCUUUUUGACUAGAACCAGUCGAUUGACAGUAGCAGGCGCCUCAAGCGUAAAUGUACUGAAUGACUGUCUGCGUAGUGAAGGGCGGCACUACUGCCAACAAAGCAGCCAAGAUCGAGCCCCGUGUGUGAACUUUUCAAGCAGCCUCCCUAUUUAAAUGACUAACCCACCACCGUCACUGCCCUCUACCCUGCAGCGCAGUUUAAUCAUACUAAAGUCCAUGUUGAGGUUUGUGGCCCUCAUUCGCAAGAAGAAAAAGGGUCGGAUGUGGUUUGGUAGCCUCACCUGAAGUAAGGAAACUCCAGUCACCUCUUAUACGGGACCGGUGCUAAUAGGGUUUUUUACAGGUGUGGUCGGGGAACGCACAGGCGACGAGGUCAAGUAGUCGUAUGCAAAAGAAAAGCUAUUGGGAAUGCGCGGUUGUACUUUGAACGGGUGAGAAAUAAUUGCGCUAACCCCUAACACUAACCCUGACCCCUAACCCUUAAUCCCAACUCCAACAAUAUUGUGUUCAUCAAGUGGGGCUACCAAACCACAUCUUACCAGAAAAAGAAGUCAAUGUAAUGUCCGAGGUUGUACAACGACAAGUCACCUGGGGGCGAGGGCAUCCCACUAAAGCCCACAAGUCAGUUAGAGCCGUGGAUCGGUAGAGCAACGGAGUGCUUGGGCAAGCAUGAAGAAAUGAGGUCGUUCCCGACGACUGUGGUUCGGCCAUUUUCGUGAGGAGGGAUAAAGACAAAUCUAAGAGUUGUGGUGGGAUACAACGGCCGUUGCCAAUGUCGUUCACAUUGACCUCAGAAGUUAAAACGUUGAUUUGAAUUAUAUCUGUGUCUGCGCUAUGCAGCUGUCAAGAACGCCUUAUAUUCACAGACACAACUAAAAGGUGAAACAAAGGACUUGAGAAACCCACUCCGGUUUAAAAGUGGGGCAACGGCAGUCUCAAGAGACCUUUCUUGCGUCCACUACUGAAAAUCUGUGAAAAUCUCGAAGAAUGAGAUCUGGCGUUUUCCUAUGACUUGUCAUUGUAUGAUACCACUUUAACGACCUUUGUAAUCAGAGGCCUUUGAUGGGCUUAUUUUCCUCAUAAAGUCACUUUCUGUUAUAUAAGCAUCUAGCCUGCCCAAAAAUACGUCGAUAUGAGGCUAGAGCAGAGCUUGAUUGAAGGUGAGGAAAGCGAGGGGUCGGCACAGCCUGCGGAGGAAGAAUAAGGGUAGAAGACAUCGCCACUGGCGUUGAUUAUCUUUUUGCUGGUAUCUACUCACAAGCAGUUAAAGCUUGCGUUAUCGUCAGGAGAGUGUCAACCGAGGUGCAUGCGCCUGAACUUCGUCCGGUGGCGGCCAAUCGGUGGAGAGAAAGAUAUCGAUCGACGCCACGGCGUCGCGAGCCGGAGGUUGAGUCACGCGCGUACUCAUUGGUUGUCAGGUGGACCGAAGAGACAUUUGCAAACGGUGGGGCUGACGGCCGUGAGAGCGGACAGCUACAGAAGUUCAAAUCGACCGCAACGUGAAAUGCGUCAUAGAGGCCGCUAUCGCAUUACACACUGUCGUUGGGGUGGAGGAUAAAGGCAAACACUGAGUAAAGGAAAGUUGACCUUUAUGGCAACCCGGGGCGCACACUCGCAUUCGACGGUGGAAGGAAGGGAAAUGUCCAACAGCUAAAAUGAAAGCGCCUGUUUCAUAUAACUGCGAGCUACCCACCACCUUUCUUGGUGACCAUUGCAAAUGUGAUCAUUUCAUGGAAGAGAGAAUGUAGUCACAUAAGAAGGGUGUUUUACAUACCCCUGUUACAAGAAAAAUUUUUGGGCAUUUAAGAAUCGUCAAAUUUUGAAACGAGGAUAUAUUAUUUAUCAGGAUCCUGGCAUUUAAAAACGUUUUAAGGAGACGUGCAGUUUGCCCGCGAAGUAUGGAAAGAGGAAGUGCAGAUUGACUAUUCCCAUUCAGCCGAGGGGAGAUAAAACAUGGACUUUGUCAUGAAGGUCUUUGUCAUCCUCAUGCCUAGGCGGAUUUAGGACGUGCAUCACUUGAAGACAAAACAACCACACUGGGUUCCGAGCUGGUCCUUGAUGCACAGACCAAAUAUUCACACGUCAGCACAUUGUGCUAACAAAAUUCAGGGCUCUGGUCCGGUUAUGCUACCACUUCAUCCGUGCUCGAGCUCUGGCCCAUAGCAGCAUAUUCACACCGUUCGAUAUUCGAUCUGGCAUCCUACAAUCUUACCUUGUCUCGCUCGUAGUUUAACUACCACCAAGAGGUUUCGACGGCGUCGAAUUCGUACCCGAAUGCUGGCUGACUAGCAUUAACUACACUGAGGAGAUCGGUCUUCUAGGGUGAAGGCGGAAUGAACCACAGUGUAGUGUGUUGGAACUGGAUGGAUCAAUAUAUCAAUUGGUCUACCCAUCAUUGCUAAGAAGUCUAGUAUUUUCUAAGUGCAAACACAACCGGAAGAAUGCAUCCCUCCGAAUUAAUUGUUGUUCACUUGAGUAUUCGGGUUUUUCGAACACCCCGGGAUGAUUUGGUUGCCAAAUUGACGGAAGGCGUGAUAUCGUCGACCAAAUCCAUGCUGCCCCUGGAUUUUCACAAUCCUUAAAAUGUGUGUGUAUGGAUCCGCCGCGACAUCUACAUCAUCAAAAAGAUCCACAUAUACUGGAAAUCUGUCCUAUCAGUUCCACCGUACGGCCACGAACGCUGGGCUAUGCCCUAGGAUGACAAACGAACGCGGAGGGAGCUCGAGGGAGACCCCAAAGGCGCGACGGGGCGAAUAAGCUCCGUAGAGCGCUUGGUGAGCGCCCCUCUGUCAUUGUGUACGUCCGAACGCAGCCGACAAGACAACGAGCCCGCGGCUCAGUGGUCAGGACGUUGAAUUUCUAACCCUAGGGGUUGUACACCUCAGGAUAGGGUAUAGCUGGUUAACGAGGAAUAAUAUGCCAGAAGUGGCCAAUCCAGUCUCUCUUGUCUUUGUUGAUUAUGUUUUUUUGAACAGAGACUUGGGAAACCAUCAUUACCUGAGAGCCAUUUUCGAGUGGAAAGCACCGACUUGGUUACGAAUGAGACAGUCUGCACUGUCUGCCAAGGUAUCAUGAGGAUAUCUUAUGCUGUCCAAGAAAAACAGUCGAAGUUGUUUGGGCACGUUCUUCGUUGUCAAUCCCAUGACUUCAGUGCUGCUACCCGCCUGGAGGCUUGGAAGCGGUCACCUCCAUGUGAGGGUCAGCACAGUUUGUUAAGUCAUGAGGGUGGUUGCUGACCCUUCUCUAUUCCGUCUCUAUUGCUACAGGGGAGAGCGGGUCAAGUUUUACAAAUCCCUAGCCGUAGCUCGUCAUGCAUGGAGGGGUGCAAUUCGGGACACCGAAGUGACCGGCGAGAUCUUGUCUAAUCGAAACGGUACCCGAUAAAAGGGAUGAGGGACGCUGCGAACUUCUAUACACAGUUACUUCAGACAAGAAACCACUCUCAAGUAGGGAAUAUUCUGCGACAAUAGGUGACAUACGGAAUUCAUGCAAGGGCGAGAUUGGUAAUGAUGCGUCAGUAUCGAGGGUUGGUCGACCAGCACCGGCCCAACUUGAAGAUGAGGCCAUAAAUCUAACAACGCAGACGCUCUCGCACGAAUAUGGCACAGCGAAGAGCAAAACAACAGCAUUGAAUCUGGCUGGAAUCAGUCAGAAAAUCUCCAGCAAAAUGAACACCAAUCUGGAACAGAUUUGAACCACAGAGAAGGAGCAUCGUGAGCAGAAUUAAGAGGGACUACGGAGUGUCAUUUCUGCCACCGCCGCCUAACUGGCCGGGCCACGUAUUGAAACACUGGGACUGCUUCGCUGACAAACACGACGAAAUUCAGGAACUGAUAUGUGGAGACUAAGGCAAAGCUCAGUCGCCUGUUCUCCCCGUGGGAGGCAGUCAGAGCAGUGUAGCAUAUGUCCAGUGGAAAAGUCACGACCAUGAACUCCUUUUCCACCAGGAUAUACAAAUACUAUGUCCCGUAGCACAUUUAUGAAUUUAUCUUGUUGGUCAGGAUUUGGCGAUAGCGAAACACAGAGGCUUCAAGAACGAAUUUGUUGUUCACCUGUACAAAUGCAAAAAAGCCUACAAAUCUGCGAAAGAAAUCAGAUUCAGUGAACGUAUGUUUUCAAUAUUUCAGCAUCGAGCUUGUACACAUACAAAUAAAGUCCGGUAAAACAAAUAAAUCUGAAAACAGCCAAUGAACAGUAGACAUGAGGGAGAGGGUUGAAAGGGCAUAAUCGCAUUUUUGGAUCCCGAUAGGCCAUCAGCACCGCAAGCUGGGGCAAGCUGUAAACACCAGUGAUGGAAUUCACGCGUCUCGAGUGCUUUACGCUGGUGGUCGUGGAAAUUUACUGCGAAAUGAUAGGACGUUUCACGGAAAAUGGAUCAACAUGCACGACCUCCGUAACAAAUGGGACGAGUCAGGGUUGCUUCCUACGCUCAACUCCCUUCGGCUUCAUGCGUUUUUAUGAUGCUGAUGGACGCCUAUCGACGGAAUAGACCAGACAGCGUUAACUAUUCCUCGGCAACUGCAGCUGCGAUAAAACGGCCAUCUCUUGUGAAUGGAAGAUAAAAACCUGUCUGGGUGACUGUUUUACGGAGAUAACGCUCACGGACAAAGCGGACAAUCACAGUGCUACAAGGAUAUCCGGUCUCACUUAGAGUAUGCAGUCCAGGCCUGGCGACCGUGGUUGAAGAAAGAUUAUUAACGACUGGAAAGAGUACAGGCGAUGGCUAUGAAGAUGGUCAAGAAUCUUCAUCAUCUACCUUAGGAAACCAGGCUGACUGAACUAAAUCCGUUUCCUCUAAAUUACAGGCAACUGCGCGGCGAUCUCAUUCAAACCUACAGGAGUGUCAGAAGCCGUGAGUGCGCCCUAGACUUUGAUGAAUUCUUCAGAUUGUCCGGGACUGACCAUCUGAGUGGUCAUCCGUUCAAACUGCAGAGGAAGCUGACUCAUUCGGACGUCCGACGGAACGCCUUCUCUCACAGGGUCAUUGGGACAUGGAACGGACUCCCUGAUGCGGUGGUUCUUUCCGAAACUGUCGAAUCCCUUAAGUGUAGACUAGAUGCUCAUUUGCUGAGAAACUACUGUACAUAUAAUCACGACUCUUUUAGCAGCGGCAGUUUGCGCCUGGCUCACACUUACCGCUAACUUUUGAAUUUCCGCAUUCGCUGAUGUAAUUGAUGAUUCUAUUUCUGUUUAUCGAUAUGAAUAGGGAGCUCAAGGGCGAAAGCCUCAUUCCCUUAAUAACCUGACUAAACUGACUGAAGAACACCCGCAAGCACUUUCAAAUCAAUCCGAAGACAUGAGCUAAUCUCGUCCAGGACCGACAGGUCUGGGGCAGCAAUCUAUGAAGUAAACAGGAUUGUCACGACUUAAGCCAUAGGGACGGCUUGCAAGUCCAAAACGCCUCCGACUCACAACGCCAGCAUCCAACCCCUUCCACCAUGCUCACGCACUCAAUCGACAUUCCGUGCACCGAUCGGCCUCGUCAGACACCGCCCGUACUCAGGGCAUUGACAGACCUACAGCUCCAUCUGCUGCCUCUGCAGACCCCCCAUCCUCACCCCUGCACCAACCUUACGACGGUAAACACCACCACAAUCACCACCACCGCCGCCGCCGCCGCCACCACACCACCACCACCAUCACCACCACCACCACCACCACCACCAGAGGUGAUCACGCUCCUGAUGCCAAGACGCCUCGGCCGAUGUCGUCGGUCAAACAUCUUUAUAAUCCAUGCCACAACCCUGCGAUGA